Messenger RNA from Oncorhynchus gorbuscha (pink salmon), 2785 nucleotides. Its product is annotated as trichohyalin. The transcript is spliced from 15 exons. The coding region runs from base 222 to 2603 and encodes 793 amino acids. The record is from RefSeq and is a predicted model, not a curated record. NCBI's taxonomy places the organism in Eukaryota, Metazoa, Chordata, Actinopteri, Salmoniformes, Salmonidae.
AGAGAGAGCACUAGAAGAGGGGAAGGAGAAGGACGAGGAGGAGGAGGAGUAGGAGGAGGAGGAAGGGGUCUCCCUGAGAAAGGCUCUAAGCAGACCUGGCCUGAGCAGAACGGUCUCUCCCUACUACAGCCUGGGGAAGAGGCUGCUGUCCCCCUGGCUGGUCCCCCUGGCUGGCUGGUCCCCUGGCUGGUCGGCUCAGAGGCCCAGGCAAACAGAGCUCCAUGGCCAUCUACAAAGACAGAUCUGAUGUCCAUGCCCCCUGGGACCCCUCCGAUCCUGGGAGGGCCAUGGUCAGAGGCAGCCUACCCCUGGAGCUCAGAGAGUGGCAGCAGCAGACAGGCAGAUCCCAGGGCACCUUGAUCUUGGGUCCUGAUGGUGAGGUCAUACAGAUGUCCCCGUGGGACCCUAAUAAUAUGUCUGCCACUGAGGACCAGCCCGCCCUUACCUCUGCUCUGGACCAGGUCACACGAGACCAUGCUCUUCAGGUCCUAACCUCAGAGGGGGAGCUACCCUGGGUCCUACUGAUGCAAACACAGUCUAUAGCCACAGGGGAAGCCAGUAAUCCCGAAGGACCCCCAACCAACAUGGAACAAUGUGAAUUAGUCCAAACGGUAGGAUCUGAUGGACAAACUGUCCUGUCUGGUGGCCAGAGACACAGACAGGGACCUGAACCUUCCAGGAACAGAACUACAGGGAAACAGCUGCACCCAGACACUCAGAGACCUGGAGGAAGCGAUAAACACAUGGCUGCUGUCAGCUACAACAGCAGGACAGUGGAGAUACCAAGACAGGAGGAAGGGAAGGAGGUGAGGAGGGAGGAAGCUGAGGAGAAGUCUACAACAAGGAAGAGGAGCCAGGAUCGGGAAAAGCCAGGUCCACAGAGGAGUGGGGUAUCCUCCUUACCUACCACAGAAGAAGAAGAGACCCAAAACAUCAACCCCCACAAACCUUCACAGCCCAUCCCCACAGGCCACUCUACAGAAUGGGCCUUCUCUCAGAACAGAAGUCCCAAACACUCAGAGGGACCCCUUACACCCAGUGGCAGGAAAAGAGGCCAUUCUAAGAAAACAAACGUGACAGUAGAUGAGCAGAAUCCACAGCAGGCAGAGGGACAGACACAGGAAACAGGGGAACAAGCCAGCAGAGAGAAGGACACAUUGAAUAAAGAGGUGGGAUCCCAGGACUCUCCUACUGUACAGAAAAUGAAAAAGAGAAAAGUGAAUGAAGGGCAGGAGCAGGAAGUCCUCUCCAAGGAGGCGGGGAAGGUCUUGAGGAAGAAGAAAAAGGACCGGGUCAAAGAUCAAGCUGAGUUUGUUGUCGGAAAACCUAAAGGCCACGUGGACGUGGAGAGGACGAAGAAGACCAAAGAGACUAAAGGCCACAUGGACGUGGAGAGGACGAAGAAGACCAAAGAGACUAAAGGCUUAUCUGAGACGUCUACAUCUGCUCUGAGUCCUGAUGGAGAUGUGAAGGACACCGAAGACGAUAGUGCUGCACUAAACACACAUGAAGAGGAACAUAGUGACCUCGUCCAAUCCCCGAGAUCCCAUCACAGCUCUAUAAACAGGAGCUCCUCAUCCAAUGGGCAGUCAGGUCAGAGUUCACACAGAUCUAACUCCUGUGCGGACGAGGUUUUACCGUGCGGACAACGACGGUCCUCUCAUGACCAACUGUCAUCCUGCUCGGUUGUCAUGACAGCAGAAACACAACCUUUAAAUCUGGUCAUAUCUGACGCCAGCAUCAGUACUGACAAGAACAGAGGAGAGGCAGCAGCCCAUAUGGAGCAACAGAAGAAUGUGUUGGCUGAGAAGGCAGAGCGUCGCCGACUAGAGGUGGAGAGGAAGAGGAAGGAGAGAGAGGAGGAGAGGAGAAGGCUGCAGGAGCGGGAGGAAAGAGAGGAGUGCAUGAGGCUGGAGCUGGAAGAGGAGCAGAAUCAGAGAGCCGAGGAACUCAGGCUGAGGAGACUGGCUGAGGAGGAAGAGAGACAAAGGUUAGAGGAGAAGGAGACUGAGAGGAGAAGAAGGGAGCAGGCGGAGAAAGAGAGGGAGUGGAGGAAGAAGGAGCAGAAGAGACGACAGUUGGAGAUGAUUCAGAAGAUCAGACAGGAGGAGGAGGAACGCAGGGCAGCUGAGUUGGAGCUGCAGCGACUAGAGGAGGCUAUGAGUAAGGAAGAGGAGAGGAGGAGGCUGGCAGCGAUGGAGGACCAUGAGAAGAGGGAGUACCUGCAGAAACAGAAGGAGGAGGAAGAGGAGAGGAGGAAGGCAGUGGAGGAGAGAAAAAGCAGAGAGGAGGAGGCAGCGCAGUGGGCAAAAGAAGAGGCACGACUACAAGCUGAACUGUUUGCCAGGCAGAGGGCUUUACUCGAGCAGCAGCUGCAGUUCAGGCGAGGCCUGCUGACGGAGGCCGGGGCUUUGGGACAGACUCAGGACAUCUCUCGAGCUUGGGUCUACUCUUACUUUCAGCUCAUACAACUACUGGGGCUGGCUGAGGUCCCCACAGCACAGGAAGACUCACCCAAAGACAUGUCCGAGAAUGUAAGGGGAAAACGAGGGGAUGUGGCUGACCAGCAAACCAGUGUUGAAUUUCCAAAUGGGUUAAAAUGAGGUUAUGUUUAAGGAAAGGGUACGUUUAGGUCGGGCUGUCAAUGGGAUGCUAGUCAGUCACGUCGCUUCAGUCACGUCCUUCAGUCCCUUUAGUCACUUCCAUUCAGUCACUUCCCUUCAGUCCCUUCAGUCACUGUCUAUUAUCUAUCCUUUACCCCUACCUACAGUAUACUGCUGUUACU